This is a messenger RNA of Besnoitia besnoiti, 3423 nucleotides long. RefSeq lists its product as uncharacterized. Gene Ontology annotation, molecular function: serine-type endopeptidase activity. Bases 1 to 3423 code for a protein of 1140 amino acids. The record is from RefSeq and is a predicted model, not a curated record. The transcript has 9 exons. Gene Ontology annotation, biological process: proteolysis. Lineage: Eukaryota; Apicomplexa; Conoidasida; Eucoccidiorida; Sarcocystidae.
AUGACGAAAGCCGCCUUUACCGCACGCGGUCAGACGCUCGGCGGCCGCGCCACCCCUGGCUGCUGCCUGAGUCGACUCCGUCGGGGCUUCAGAGCCGCGGGGCUCCGCACGCACGUGUUUCUGCUCUAUUUUGCCAUUGUUUUAUUCUCUCGCGACCGGUCCUGUGCCGUGGAGCUGCCGUCCAGUGAUCGACCAGCGAGUACCCAUGGCGAAGCCGACACCGCGGAAGGGUCGCGUUUACUCGAGGCUUUUGAUGCGCAGCGCCGCCCCUCGUCGGGUGGGGAAAGCAAGAUUGGCGCAGGGCCGCCAAAAGAGAGUCUGCACAGCGAAGGCACUCGCCAGGCUGCGAGCGGCGCCUCCCGCUUGUUGGGUGAGACGUCGCAGGGAACUGAGGAUGCCUCGAGGCCGGAGGAGAGGCAGGAAAACUUCGAGACGCCCGCCUCCACAGAAAACGCAACAGACACCCUGAAUCACAACAUCCUCAUUCUCUGCGGCCGCAGCUCGUGCACCAAGAAAGCCCUUGAGACCGCUACACGCGACGCGAUGGAACAAGCCGCGAACGCCCGUUUUCUUUCGAAUUCGGAAGCCCUGGCCGCCGACCGCGGACGAAGUCCAGAAAUGUUUCGACGGCACCCGCCUCACCUGGCAGACCCCCCCUACGGCACCGGCCGCCGGACUCCGCAGACAAAGCUGCAAGAGCUGUACGUGCAGGGGCCUGAUGAAGAGCAACAGGAGCCACGCGAGAGUGCAGAGAAGGAGGCGUGGGCAGCGGCCUUCAAGAAGGUUCCUCCUGUGUUUCGGGUCUCUGUUUUCGUUGGCGAGGAACUGCGGAAGCUGGCAGAUGAAGAAGAUCAAAGAGAAGCGACGGGAAGCAGGCGAACUGUCGCCGACACAUCGGAGACCGUCUUGAACAGCCACGGUAGACUGCGAACAGGGGCAGAGGAGGGGGAAGGCGAUGCGAGAGCAGAGAGGAAAGGAAGGAGUUCUGAAACUGCGGAAGAGCGCGAGGGGCAAGGAAAGAAGGCUCAGACGCCGGAAAGUGCUCAUCUGCCACAAGCGCCUGAACAAUCUGAACCCACAACGGAGGAUUCGAGAGGAAACCGGGACGGCUUUUUGUCUUCCGGGCACUCGCCAGCCUUUCCAUGGGUCGAUAUUUCGCGGCUCUUCCAGUCCUGGCCUUACACGUUGUUCUCGAGAGAUUCUCGCCCUCCGUUUUCUGCUUCGCCAUCUUCCUUCCUCCCCGCGGCUGCUCCUGCCCCCGCGACCGACGCUAGCGAGCCUCAUCGGUAUCUCCAGGGCGCUCGCUCCGCCGCUUCAAGUUCCUCUGCAGCGCCUCACCCGCACGCCAAGACGGCCGAAGCAGGGACGAGGCAGGCCGGGGACGCUGGCGACCAGAGUCAACCUCAAGCCGCCUUGCAGCAGAAGCGAAGAGAAACGCAAGGAAGGGGCUUUGACGGAUCCGCGAUCACGCAGGUCCGCUACGUCCUCUGGGAUAAAGCGAGUGGAAGCGAGGCAGCUGCGUCGGCGAGCGCCUUCCACGGUGCAGGAGAGGACGCUAGCCAUUCUGGGGACGGCCGAGAAGCUGGCAAGGGGCAAAUGCGGAAGCAAUCUGAGAGCGUUUGCGUCGUUGAAGGCGCCACGCUGCACCACCUCCUCUGCGAAGUCGUCCGUCUCCAAGACUGCAGCAGCGUCAUCGAUCCUCAGGUCUUCGCCGCUUAUCUUGAGCAAUCACCCUGCGUGAAGGCCGUCGGCUUCGAUCGCCAGGCGUCGCCCUAUGUGGUGGAGGAGGAGACAAAACUGCUUCGCUUUCCACGGCCUCGCUCGCCGACGCAUGCGGAGGGUCGCCGCUCACCGGAGGAGCCGGUCGCGGGGCGUGGGUCUGCGCCUCAGCCUGCAGAGGUUUCUGCAUCUGCGAACCUUUCAGGCUCUGCCCCGACUCUCGCCUCUGUUAGACCUGACGAAGCCCACCCAGACGCUGGCGAUUCGAAGACGAGCAUCGACUUGAUUCUUCCUUUCAUGGGCUUCGUCGAUUCGAGCGCGAAAGAGCGACAGCGUGGCCAGGCUCGUGGAGGCUCCACAAAGACCGUCGAGGGGACAGAAGGCGAUCCCGGCACGCCGGAUGGAGACGACGCGAAGCAGGCGGGGCAACUGGGUGAACGCGACAGCCGCAGACGCAUCGACCCAUGGUCGCGGCUUCUUGACAGAUUCAAAAGCUUGCCGAAUGACCCUCUCUUCUCCUGGAUUCCUCAGUGGGAGCUUCUGAAUGAGGCGGCGGGCGUCGACGCCAACGCCGCCUGGCGGAGAACGAAAGGAGGCUCGGGAACUAUUGAAGAGCAGCCUGCGAACACAGUCGCUCUUGUUGACUUUGGUUUUGAACUUAGACACGAGGACCUGUGGCACCAGUGGUGGAGGAACUCGCAAGUUGGCGCGAAGACCGGGACUGCGGAGUGGCCCGACAACUGCGAGGAUGGCAUUGACAACGACGAAAACGGCUACGUGGACGACUGUUUUGGGUUCUCCUUUGCAGACGCUGGGGGCUCCCAGCAGAGUCUGGCGGGCAAGCACGGUACCGCAGUCGCGAGUCAGUGCUGCGCCGGAACGAACAACGCCCGCGGCAUUGCGGCUGUGGGGUGGAACUUAAGGCCGAUGGCUCUUCGCGUUGAUGGCUCCUAUUCGCAGAUUGCUGAGGCCGUCAACUACGCAGCUGACAAGGGAGUGAAAGUCAUCAAUCUCAGUUUGGGGGGCCCCGCGUCUCCGGUUCUCCGCCACGUCGUGGAGGCCGCCGACAAGCGGAACAUCACGCUCGUGGUGGCUGCCGGCAACCACCGCUGUGACUUGGCGCACAUUGAGCAGCGCGGGUGCCAGGCGGAAGACGGGAGUGAAAAGGGCUAUCCCGCUUCGUACAGCGACAGUUUCCUCAACAUCAUCUCCGUAGGAGCGACAGACAAAGACGGAAAUAUCGCGCCCUUCUCCAACUUUGAUUCUUCUCCUUCCCACUCUCGCGUGCAAGUCAUGGCCCCCGGCAGGGAAGUCCCUUCCUGCAGCGACCGAAAGCGGGGAGCCGACGAGUAUCUUGCGGUGUCAGGAACUUCGUUUUCUUCGCCGAUCGUCGCUGGCAUUGUCGGCCUCGUUCAGCUGGAGCGCCCAGAUCUGUCGCCCCACACGAUUCGCGCCCUAAUCGUGAAUUCGUGCAAAGGCGUUCCAAAUACGGCUCUUCCGUCAGUGUGCCAGUGCGGUGGCUUGGUGAGCGCCGAGCGGGCGCUGAGACUCGCUGGAGUCGGCCGGAAAAGAGAGCCCAGAGACUUGGACAGUCCCGCGGGGCAAACGCCCGGCGGAAAAAGAGAAAGGCGGGGCAACCCAGACCAGCCACGGGGCGCAAGCCAAGCGACAGAAGAAGGAGGGAGGUAUGCAGACAAGCUGUAG